Hyaloscypha bicolor E is the source of this 883-nucleotide messenger RNA. RefSeq lists its product as uncharacterized. Lineage: Eukaryota; Fungi; Ascomycota; Leotiomycetes; Helotiales; Hyaloscyphaceae. The transcript has a single exon. Bases 203 to 883 code for a protein of 226 amino acids. The record is from RefSeq and is a predicted model, not a curated record.
UUUUUUUUUCCUUCAUCGAUCUGUGUUACUCAUCCAAGUUCAGAGAUGGCUUGAUCAAUAUCAAAAAACACGCUCUACACCGAAUCACAUUCUACAGAACACCUUCUGAAUAACAAACAAAAGAGCUUCGAGGCCACCCCUAUCAGAAUCGACCAAUUCUUGUAGAACAACGAACUCGACAACCUCCUCCCCUCUACCCACCAUGGCAUUUGCAUUUGCAAUCUCCAGGCUGGUGGUUCUGAUUCUAGCGCUCGUCUCACUUCUACCAACUGCGCUUGCAUAUAGAGGUCCGAGAUUCCAACCUCUUCCAAGGGGCCAGAUGAGUGAAAACACGUCACGCAGAGGUGGCCUUGCGCCUCCCGUCAGCAAAUUGGUCCAAGUCCUCCUGAUGCUCUGGGUGUUUGUCAUCAUCAACCUGGCCUUCUGGGGAUUGGAAGUGGCUAUGGCGGUCCUGAUUCCAUUCCUUCCCGCUGCAAUAGCCAUCAAGUGUUUCAUCCACAAUGGUCUCGCAAACCAAGGCUCUUCAAGCGGUCAUUUGCCAGGAGUUUCAACCAUGAGUAGCUGGAUCUUCAUCCUCCCGAUCAUCGCAUUCGUCCAUUCUGCCGACAGAAAGCCAGAGAAGGCAAAGCUUUACUUCUUCGCAUGCUUGGCCUCGAUCUCCUUGGGAGUUGGACAAAGCAUGCUUUCGAAUGGACAGUCUCUUCAACCUCUGUGGCUCUCCCGUGCCGUCGAUGUUGUCAUAGUUACGGGUCACCUUGGGAUUUGGUAUCUGCAUCUCGUCAAUACUAUUGACAACCCGAUCGGCCGCCUUCGAGCAGUCCUCAAUCCAUUGUGGGUCCACCUCGGCAGGGGUGCGAUCAAGACGAAACCUGGAGAUAGUUAG